AUGGAUUGUUUUGGUGUAAUGCCAUUCCGAUGCUCCUCGUCGUUGUCGUCCCGCUUGUCACGAGAGAGCGCAGAGAAUGUAACACAACGGUUGCGGCAACAGCAGCACUGCCACGGCAACAACAGCGAUAUGUUGACGUACGCUGCGUUGCGGACACGCGCGCGCACGCCCCACCCGACAGCAUCACAACUAUCUUCGCCAGCAUCCGCGACGGCGGUGGCACUGACAGCAGCACAACACGAGAGAGAGGCCCUUGCUUUUACCACCCACUACGUCCUAUCCGAGCUUAACAAACCUGCAAUACCAAACUACCGUAUAAUUAUUGGUAAGUAG
Molecule: messenger RNA, 333 nt
Organism: Cercopithifilaria johnstoni
Lineage: Eukaryota; Metazoa; Nematoda; Chromadorea; Rhabditida; Onchocercidae
Source: the annotation of a GenBank genome assembly